UUUUUUUAAAGUUUGUAUCUGUUUUUAUUUUAUAAAAAGAUAAUGAAUGUGAACGAAUUAGUUAAAGAAGAUAUAAACGAAUUCUGCAUAGCAUGUUUAGAGAAAAGUGAAGAUAUGCUUAAUUUAACAGAAAAUAAAGAAAGACAAGAGUUGUUUACAAAUUUGUUUAACGUUAAGCUUAAUGAAUUCGAGAAAUGCCCUAAUUUCUUGUGUUGUACAUGCGAUACAAAAUUAAAUUUAUGCAGUGAUUUUUAUCAUAGUGUACAGAAAAGUUUAAUGAUUCUUGAGGAAUAUAAUAAAAUAUCGAGAAAAUUACAAUUGAUAGAUUUUGACGAUGAACAUGUUAAAGAAUUAUAUGAAGAGGAAGACGUAAAUACGGAAGAGAGUGCAAAAUCGAAAACAGAAAACAGGAUCCAACACAGAGACGUUUCUAAAAUUAAAAUUAUCGAUCCUGAUGAAGUGGAGCGUGUUAUAGAAGAGUUCAAAAGUAGAUUAUCAAAAAAUGAAACGUGUAUCAUAUGUGGAUUUAUUGCAGCAAACAGAAGAUCUAUUUCAUCGCAUAUGGCAAUUUUUCAUAAAGAUAUAAAAAACAAUUGGUGUUUGGAAUGUAACGAUGUAUUUGAAAACUACGAAAAGCAUAAGAAAAGCCAUAGCAGCAGGUACCAAUGUCCAUUUUGCACGAAAAAAGUCACUGUACCCCAUUAUAUCGAACAUUUACGAAGUCAUUCAGGCACUUUCGAAUGUAAAGAGUGCAAUAAGACAUUCAAGUCUGCGGCGUGGCUAACAAAACAUUCCCGGAUCCAUACAAACGAGAAGCCAUACAUCUGCCCGAAUUGUUCUAGAGGGUUCAUACAAUUAAGUUCUUUAAGGUACCACUUGGGUACCCACGGUAAACAUGCUUGUGAUUUAUGUAAAAAACGUUACAAAACGGAGAAAGAUCUCGAAGAACAUGAGUGUGUGGUUAAUUUAAAAGUUUUAAGAAAGGAUAUGUGGGCAAAUCGUGACGCUGCAACCGAAACUGAAAUCGGACCUGUGGAAACUAUUAUCAUUAAGGGAGUUGAGGUAGUUGGUUCUGCUGAUUUACAAAACUUUUGCAAGGACUGCAAUAAACGAGUAAAGAGUUUGAAGCAACACAUCAAAAAAUUUCAUAGUUUAGUAAAGGAACAAAGAGUAGUGAAAAAAAUCAAAUGUGAAUUUUGUGAGAAAAUAUUUAGCAAUUCUUAUAAACUGAAGAUACAUACUAGAACACAUACCGGUCAACUACCGUACAAAUGUAAAUAUUGCGAGCGAAGAACUCUGACUAGAUCUAGGCUUAAGGAUCACGAACGGACUCAUACCAAGGAGAAGCCUUACAUCUGCAACAUUUGUGGAAAAGGUCUGUCGCAAUCGUCUGCACUCAGAACACAUAUGAGACAACACACCGGGAGGCCCGAGGUGUGCAACCUCUGCAGCAAGACGUUUUGUAGAAAAUCGGAACUCAAGCUUCACCUAAGCAAACACAAGGGUGAGAAACCGUUCUUGUGUACGGACUGUGGAAGGACUUUUGCCCAAAGAAGUCAUUUGUCGGAACAUAUGGCUAGCCACAGCGAUGAGAGGCCAUUUGAGUGCCCUUACUGUGAUAAACGCUUCAAAACAAACAACCUUUUAAAGGAGCACCUCAAACUUCAUCAAGGUUACAAGCCCUUCCAGUGCCCGACCUGUUCGUACGCUUGUUAUAAAGGGUACCGGCUCCAGCAACACAUGAAACAACACAGCAACGCUGAUGCGGAGCCCGUUCCAAAAAAUCCCGCUUGACAUUUUAAUAAAGAGGCACAAUUAGAUACACCUACCACCUAUGUAAAUAACUCCGUUACGUAAUUUUUAUAGUUAAUAUUUAGCAUGAUAAUGCUCGAAGUAUAUAAAUAUUAAUUUGGAUACGACAGUAUUUAUGAGUUUCACGUUUUAUUAAGGGAUAUAUGUUUAUAUUAUUCAUUGAAACGGAACUAGAAAAAAAGAAUUUUAAUAUUAUUUCUUUUUGUAUUUUACAUUUUAAAGCUUUACAAAGUUUAUACGAGAGGGAUGAGCUUUCUGAUACCGUCGUCAAAAAAAUAUCCCUCCGCCUCUUGGGCCCAUUGUUUCGCGGCACUGUGAAUCUUGUCAUCAGUAGAAAACUUGUUUUCACCCAUAAACACCUUCAGAGAAAAGAUGAAAAUCAGAAGGUGCCAGAUCAGGGCUGUGAGCGGGAUGGUUGAUGUUCCCACUGAAUGAUCCCAAGGAUUGCUUUGUGGCAUUGGCUGUGUGGCGACGCAUUGUCAUGCAACAAGCACACUCCCUUUGUUAACAUUUCCCUUCUUUUGUUCUGUAUCAUUCUCCGUAACGUUUUCAGGGUUUCACAGUAUCGCGUAGCAUUAACUGUUCCCCCUAGGGCAAAAAGUCAAUGAAGGGAAUCCCUUUGCAGUCCCAAAACACAGCUGCUAUGAUUUUUCGGGCCCAAAAAACAGUUUCGAAUUUUUCCGCUAAUGGUGGAGACGGAUGUUACCACCGCAUUGAUUGUCGUUUCGUCUCGGGGGUGUAGUAGGUCACAAAUGUUUUAUCGCCAAUCACAAUGCAGUUAGACAUUUUCCAGUUUGCAGCGCUCAAGAAAUUCCCAUGGAUGUGAUUCUGUUGGCUUUGUGUUGAUCUGUGAUCUCUUUUAGUACCUUGCACACAAUUUUCGAAAAUCAAUUGUUUCAGUAAUAAUUUCAUGCAGAAGUGAUCUGGAGAUUUGUGGAAACACUGCGUUCACCUCAUCCAAAGACAAUCGACUGUCUCCACAAAGCAUUUCUUUGAUCUUGUUCACCAUCUCAUCAAUCACUAUUGAGAGAUGCACACAUCAUAAACAUUUGUUCAAGCCAGCUUUAUACUCACGACACCACUUGUACACAUUAGUACGAUUCAUCACACUAUCCCCAUAAACAGUUUUGAUUUUUGUUAAAAAUCUGGAACAGCACCCUUUGCAGACGAAACCGUGAGAACGUGAGGAUUACAUUCCUCACCUCGCAGUCGGCGGGAUUUGGAAUAGCGGCAGUCAUUUUUUCAAUAUGCCACUACAACAACAGUUCUCAACUGACCACGACAAAAAAUGAGCAUGCGUUCUACUACCCACACCGUGGGCGUGGCCUUGAAUGCAGUGUUGCCAACUUUGUUGAAAAGCUUUGUGGAUAUGCCUCGCACAACGUAAAGAAACAAUUGAAAGGGUGUAAAUUUAGUUAACUUUAUAUUUUUCUUUAAAUAUUUAUUUUCGUACAAAAAUUAUUGUAUUUGUGAAUUAUGGA
Messenger RNA from Anoplophora glabripennis (Asian longhorned beetle), 3293 nucleotides. RefSeq names its product zinc finger protein 2-like. The record is from RefSeq and is a predicted model, not a curated record. Gene Ontology annotation, cellular component: nucleus. The transcript has 10 exons. Lineage: Eukaryota; Metazoa; Arthropoda; Insecta; Coleoptera; Cerambycidae. Gene Ontology annotation, molecular function: zinc ion binding; RNA polymerase II transcription regulatory region sequence-specific DNA binding; DNA-binding transcription factor activity, RNA polymerase II-specific. Gene Ontology annotation, biological process: regulation of transcription by RNA polymerase II. The coding region runs from base 43 to 1794 and encodes 583 amino acids.